AUGUCAGUGAUGGGGAUGUCAGUGACGGGGAUGUCAGUGACGGGGAUUUCAGUGAUAAGGAUGUCAGUGACGGGGAUGUCAGUGAUGGGGAUGUCAGUGGCGGGGAUGUCGGUGACGGGGAUGUCGGUGACGGGGAUGUCGGUGGCAGGGAUGUCGGUGACGGGGAUGUCGGUGACGUCGGUGACGGGGAUGUCAGUGAUGGGGAUGUCGGUGACGGGGAUGUCGGUGGCAGGGAUGUCAGUGGCGGGGAUGUCAGUGAUGGGGAUGUCAGUGACGGGGAUGUCGGUGACGGGGAUGUCAGUGACGGGGAUGUCAGUGACGGGGAUGUCGGUGACAAGGAUAAAUGUGUUUCCUGCAUUGUUACUGUAA
Messenger RNA from Candidula unifasciata, 369 nucleotides. Lineage: Eukaryota; Metazoa; Mollusca; Gastropoda; Stylommatophora; Geomitridae. The record is from the annotation of a GenBank genome assembly.